UUCAAGGGCAAAACUGUCCGGAAACAAAUACAGAUUCAAAGGUGGGAAGCCUGGAUGUCCAUGUGAAUUGAUUCUCUUCUCUCUAAACACAUACAGAUUCCCCCCUCUACGUAUCUAUGUUUCUACAUAUACAUACACAUGCAUCUAUUUAAAUGUGUAGAUCUGAGUGAAGAGAAAAACUCUGGGAAUUCAUAUAUAUACUUGAUGAGGUAGAUUGAUAGAAGCAAUAAUUAUAUAAUAGGUAGAGAGAUUAUUACUCAAUCUGAUCGAUGUUCAUCAGCGUAUAUACAUACGUAUAAUACAUACAGAGGCGUAUGUAUGUAUAAUUAGAGAGUGAGGGGGUGGUGUGGAACUGGAAAUCGCUGAAUCCAUCCAUCACACCUCAACUUUCAAGGUCCUCGUUGCAAACAAGGUGGAGUUGUCUUGUCACUUAGAGCUUCUUUUUAAGGCACAACAAAACUAUUCUACAACUUUCACCACACCCCACAUCUGAGUUGUGUGAUCAAGAGGAGGAGGAGGAGGAGGAGUGUUGCUGUUAUGGCAUGUACAUUGUCCCAGCUCACUAGCCCCACCCCUAGAGAUGCAGCAGACAGAGGCCUUCGCCGCUCGUUUUCUAGCAAAGAUUUGGGCCGACGAGCUGAGAUUCGACGGUCGUAUUCUGACAACCAUCUUUGCUACUCAAUCGGCUCCAUUAGGGCCUCCACGGUUCACCAACCGAAGCUCAAGAAUAGCAGAUCAGUUGGUGGCUUCUUCAAUAUCCACUUACCCGACACGUUGAGGUCGUUUCUUUUUUAUCCUGAAACAAGCAAAGAGAUGAGCAUGGAGGAGAGUGAUCAUGAGGACGAGUUAAGGGUCGGUGAGGGGAAGAAACGCGUGAAUUGGAUAGAGAGACUUGUGGAGCUUCGGGGUAAUUGGAAAUCAAAAAAGGUUGAGGUUGAGGAGUAUGUUGAUGGAGAAAGUCAAGGUUGUGAUGAAGAAGGAGGGUGCGAAGUGGAAUAUGAAGAUGAUGCAGAAGGAAGGGAGAUUAACAUCGACAAAGAAACAUUUUCAUCGUUGUUAAGGCACGUCUCUUGGUCGGAUACUAAGCUUUUCUCGCAGCUGGCUUUCUUGUGCAACAUGGCAUAUGUGAUCGCGGAUAUGAAGACAGGGGAUUUGAGGAGGUAUUAUGGGCUGGAAUUUGUGACAUCUUCCCUAGAGAAGAAGGCAGAAGCAGCAGCUAUUAGAGACAAAGUUGAGCAGGAUUCGUCUAGAGUGCCCACACUGUUGUCUGAGAUUAGAACAGAAUUGGUUGAGAAUUCCAAGCAGAAAUCCAGCAUUCGUUCAUCAGCCGCUUAUGAGAUUGCUGUGUCGGCUGCAUCUUACGUCCAAUCCCGAGCAAAAGACCUCAUAUCCCUCGGCUCCAAGCCCCACCUUAAUGGAGAUGGAAUUUGCUUGCAUGGUGAAGAUGAUUACCGGACUGAGGAAGACGAGGGCACGUCUCCGAGAAUUUACAUGCCGGAGAUGGCUGCGUGUGUGGCUGCAUCGACAAUGACAGCGGUGGUUGCUGCAGGGGAGAAGCAGAAAGAGAAGGCAGCAAAGGACCUGCAGUCGCUCCAUUCCUCACCAUGUGAAUGGUUCGUGUGUGACGACUCAAGCAUAUAUACUCGCUGUUUUGUCAUCCAGGGAUCAGACUCACUGGCAUCCUGGCAGGCAAAUCUCUUCUUUGAACCGACCAAAUUUGAGGGAACCAAUGUGCUAGUUCACAGAGGAAUAUACGAAGCUGCAAAGGGAAUAUAUGAUCAAUUCAUGCCGGAGAUAAGGCAGCACCUGAACAGAUUUGGCGAUCGAGCAAAGCUUCAGUUCACUGGGCAUUCACUUGGAGGCAGUCUUGCUCUUCUAGUGAACUUGAUGCUUCUAACGAGAAACGAAGUUAAGCCGUCUGCUCUUCUUCCCGUUGUGACUUUCGGGUCGCCAUUUGUAUUCUGCGGUGGUGAGAAAAUACUUGAGCAAUUAGGCUUGGAUGAGAACCAUGUCCACUGUGUGAUGAUGCAUAGAGAUAUCGUGCCAAGAGCAUUCUCCUGCAAUUAUCCCAAUUAUGUAGCCCAAGUACUCAAACGUCUGAACGGCACCUUCAGGUCCCAUCCGUGUCUGAACAAGAAUAAACUAUUGUACUCUCCCAUGGGAAAGAUAUUCAUCCUCCAGCCGGAUGAGAAGUCGUCUCCACCUCACCCUCUACUACCACCAGGCAGCGCACUAUACGCCUUGCAUAACAUGAAGAGCUCCCUAACAAAGACUGCUAUCCGGGCCUUCCUAAAUUCUCCUCAUCCAAUUGAGACUCUUAGUGAUCCCACAGCAUAUGGUUCAGAGGGUACGAUACUUAGGGACCAUGACUCGAGCAACUACUUGAAGGCAGUGAAUGAACUUAUAAGACAACACACAAGGCUGGUAGUAAGAAAAGCAAGAAAGCAGAGGAACCAGAUGUGGCCACUUUUAACUUCACGAUCGCCACACACAUGGAGCGGCACUUGUAAUAUGGAGGGCAGGCCAGAAGCCACUAAGAAAGUACUAACUGGAGUUUGAGAUCUUUCCGGGCUGAUUAUGCCUGGAUAUUCAAAAAAUGAACUUGGAUAUUCAUUUCUUUCAUCUUGUAAAUAAAAUCAGAAAAUCUUCUUGCC
Molecule: messenger RNA, 2654 nt
Organism: Sesamum indicum (sesame)
Lineage: Eukaryota; Viridiplantae; Streptophyta; Magnoliopsida; Lamiales; Pedaliaceae
Product: alpha/beta-Hydrolases superfamily protein
Biological process (GO): lipid metabolic process
Molecular function (GO): glycerophospholipid phospholipase A1 activity
Source: RefSeq, a predicted model, not a curated record